AAUAAAGUUCUUCUAUCGUAUAGCUGCAAGUUGGGGAGUGAGCUUUCUGGUACAAUAAUUUAAAGCAAUUGAGUCCACUGUCAUGCUUUGUUAGAGCGAAUUACGGUCUCACACUGUUGGGAUAUACUACAAAUAAAUCAACUAACUCCUCCAAUCAAUCACUAUAUAUACAUCAGAGAACACAUAUGCAGAAAAGCAUAAGCUUCUUUUUCUACAACACGUAUCACUUAAACCUUGUUUCAAUUUCUUGUAACACUCUUUCCUUCUUAAAGUUGAAGAGAAGUCAUGGAAUUUCGUUUGUUACCAAUGAUUUCCGGUGCCAAGCAAAUCUACAAACUGCAGUCUCUUCUAACAAGGAGUCAUUCAGAUGUUCCGAAAGGACAUUUUGCAGUUUAUGUCGGUGAGAGAGAAAGGAAAAGGUAUAUGGUGCCAAUAACAUACCUCGAUCAUCCUUCGUUCCAGAACUUGUUACGGAAAGCAGAAGAAGAGUUUGGAUUUCAUCAUCCAACGGGUGGUCUAACAAUUCCUUGCAAUGAGGAUGAAAUGAAGAACCAUGAAGUAGCAGUCUGAGCUUCAGAUUAGAGCUAGCUUAUAAUUUUUAGUUUUAGUUUUUUCAUCUUACGGGCAGGAGUUGUAAACUUAUGUAAAAAGCUGUCAAGCAAAGCAUAUAAAUGAAAUCUUUAGCA
Molecule: messenger RNA, 686 nt
Organism: Nicotiana attenuata
Lineage: Eukaryota; Viridiplantae; Streptophyta; Magnoliopsida; Solanales; Solanaceae
Product: auxin-responsive protein SAUR22-like
Exons: 1
Coding region: 286-570 (94 amino acids)
Biological process (GO): response to auxin
Source: RefSeq, a predicted model, not a curated record